GUGUGCACUUCGAACGUACGGAGUGCAUCUUGUUUUUCCACCUUGCUGCUACUGACGACGAUAACGAUGGCGAACUUGAAGGCGGAUUCUCCUCUUUGUCGUCGCAUCGUCCUAUCUUUCCUGGACUUCCUCAAUUCUGUUGAACCUUCUUCUACUAGUGAUGUUGAAAGUCUCGAGGUUGCAAAAGACUGCUUAUCAGAGGCUUUCAAGAUCGAUUCAUCGGCUAAUCGUAGUGUAGCAAAAUCUGAUUCUCUGGUCCAGAUAUUCAGUUCACAAACAGGACACAACGAGAUUAAGUCAGAUCAGAUCCAUGAGGAAUAUCGACCAGAUACAUCGCAUACAUCAUGCACUAAUAAUACUGUGGAUACUAAAAUUCCUGCGACACCAGAAUGUCUGGAUGACAUCGGGAGACAGGAUACUCGAACCAUAGGUGUACGGGAGGAUGAACUUUUUGGUCAGUUUUUUGGCGCCCUUGAAAAAAUUCAUUAUUUUGGGAGUACAGCCAAUGGAGAUGAUGAACAGGCACUGGAUAGGACUACACAUCUGUUUCACAAUGCUUUGAUGGAAAUGAAAAAAUCUGGAUGUGAGGAAAUUGAUCUUAAAAACUUGGCUGACACCUUCAAAGUACAAGGUAACAAAGCUAUGCAAUCAAAGAUAUAUUCCGAGGCAAUUGAGCUUUACACGAUUGCUAUAGCACUUCGUGAUGAUAAUGCUGUUUAUUAUUGCAACAGGGCGGCUGCUUACACCCAGACCAAGCAGUAUACAGAAGCAACCUGUGACUGCCAUCAAGCCAUUGCAAUUGACCCAAACUACAGCAAGGCUUACAGUCGUCUAGGAUUUACUUAUUAUGCUCAAGGGAACUACAGGGAUGCCAUUGCUAAAGGAUUUAUGAAAGCCUUGCAGUUGGAUCCAAAUAAUGAAUCGAUAAGAGGAAAUAUUCAGGCGGCUGAGCAGAAACUCAAAGAAGAGCAACAAAGAGCUCAACGUGGUCAGAGUUCAGGUUCAGGAAGUCAUUCAAAUCAAGAGCAUUCUGGUGGUGGAUCAAGGAGCCAUGCCUCUGUUCCACCUUUCACAUCCAUGCCAUUCAACGUGAAUGGUCAUCCGUUUGACUUCGGGAGCAUGCUAAGGGACAUGGGUCAGGGAAGGCCUGGUGGUAGCAGCAACCCUACAGAUGAGCCCGGACCAAGAAUAGGAGUUAACGUCGGAGAUCAAGUGCCAGAGGAGUUUUAUGGGACUAUAAGAUCAGUGAUGCAGAUGUUCUCUGAUGGAACAGCAGCACCACAUGUUAAUUCACAAAACAACUCGAAUGGAAACUAAACAACCGACCUUUGUGUCGAAUCUUGGUUUCUUUGUUCAAAACUUGUUAAAAGUAGGUUUUAAUUGUUGCAUAUUUGGU
Molecule: messenger RNA, 1396 nt
Organism: Cynara cardunculus var. scolymus (artichoke)
Lineage: Eukaryota; Viridiplantae; Streptophyta; Magnoliopsida; Asterales; Asteraceae
Product: small glutamine-rich tetratricopeptide repeat-containing protein
Exons: 10
Coding region: 67-1317 (416 amino acids)
Biological process (GO): post-translational protein targeting to endoplasmic reticulum membrane
Cellular component (GO): membrane; TRC complex
Molecular function (GO): molecular adaptor activity; protein binding
Source: RefSeq, a predicted model, not a curated record